Molecule: messenger RNA, 1509 nt
Organism: Penicillium daleae
Lineage: Eukaryota; Fungi; Ascomycota; Eurotiomycetes; Eurotiales; Aspergillaceae
Product: aldehyde dehydrogenase ALDH
Exons: 3
Coding region: 1-1509 (502 amino acids)
Molecular function (GO): oxidoreductase activity, acting on the aldehyde or oxo group of donors, NAD or NADP as acceptor
Source: RefSeq, a predicted model, not a curated record
AUGAGCCUCUCGGUGGAAAUUGUGACCCCUAACGGGCACCGGUACACUCAACCCACAGGGCUGUUCAUCAACAACGAAUUCGUCCCCGCUUCAUCUGGCCAAACCAUCACAUCACUCGACCCCGCGACUGACAAGCCAAUUGCUACCGUUCAUGCUGCCAAUUCCGACGAUGUUGAUCGCGCCGUCAAAGCUGCCAAGGCCGCUCUGGCGCAUGAAUCUUGGAAGCUUCUCCCCGCAACGGAGCGAGGAAUGUUGAUGAUGAAGCUCGCUGAGCUGAUGGAGUCGCACAAGGAACUUCUCGCUACUAUCGAUGCCUGGGACAAUGGCAAAGCGUACCACGUCGCUCUCGAUGAAGACCUCACCGAGGCCAUUAGCACCAUUCGGUAUUACAGUGGUUGGGCUGACAAGACCUUCGGCCAGACGAUUAGCACCACACCCCAAAAGUUCGCCUACACACUGCGCCAGCCCAUCGGUGUCGUGGCCCAGAUUAUCCCCUGGAACUAUCCCCUGUCAAUGGCUUGUUGGAAAUUGGGUCCGGCUCUCGCAUGCGGAAAUACCGUUGUUCUCAAGCCCGCAGAGCAAACUCCACUAAGCGCGCUAUUUCUCGGAACGCUCAUCAAGCAAGCUGGCUUCCCACCAGGCGUGAUCAACAUCAUCAACGGAUAUGGUCGAAAUGCCGGUGCCGCCCUGGCAUCUCAUCCACUCGUUGACAAGGUGGCGUUCACAGGAUCGACCGGCACCGCUCGCGAGAUUAUGAAAAUGGCGGCUGGUGACUUGAAAAACAUCACAUUAGAGACGGGCGGCAAAUCCCCGCUCCUGGUCUUCCCUGACGCAGACAUGGAUCAAGCCGUGAAAUGGUCGCACUUCGGAAUCAUGUCGAACCAGGGCCAAAUUUGCACUGCGACUUCGCGGAUCUACGUGCACCGGGAAAUCCUACCUACUUUCUUGGCGCAGUUCAAGGCCGCCGUUGAAAGCGUCAAGAUUGGUGACCAGUGGGAUUCGGAGACCUUCCAGGGUCCCCAGGUUACCCGUGCCCAGUAUGAGCGUAUUCUCUCGUACAUGGAGAUUGCUAAGAGUGAAGGCGCUACUAUUUUGACCGGCGGCGCUGCCCAUGUCCCCGCCAACCCGGAGAACAAGAACGGGUACUUUGUGCAGCCCACCGUCAUCACCGAUGCGACUGAUUCGAUGAGGAUCACCCAAGAGGAGAUCUUCGGUCCUGUGGUGGUGAUCUUGCCGUUCGAUACCGAGGAGGAGGCUAUUCGCCGGGCCAAUGACACUACAUAUGGCCUCGGAGCAGCAGUGUUCACGACUGAUUUGGAGCGUGCGCACCGUGUGGCUGCUGAGAUCGAGUCUGGAAUGGUGUGGGUGAAUAGUAGCCAGGACUGUGACCCCCGGGUGCCAUUCGGCGGGGUUAAGCAGAGUGGUAUUGGUCGCGAGUUGGGCGAGGCUGGCUUGGAGGCAUAUAGCCAAAUCAAGGCUGUACAUGUCAACAUGGGUAGUAGGCUGUAA